This is a messenger RNA of Dama dama (fallow deer), 552 nucleotides long. RefSeq names its product olfactory receptor 7A17-like. Gene Ontology annotation, molecular function: G protein-coupled receptor activity; olfactory receptor activity. Gene Ontology annotation, cellular component: membrane. Gene Ontology annotation, biological process: G protein-coupled receptor signaling pathway. The coding region runs from base 1 to 552 and encodes 183 amino acids. NCBI's taxonomy places the organism in Eukaryota, Metazoa, Chordata, Mammalia, Artiodactyla, Cervidae. The transcript is spliced from 2 exons. The record is from RefSeq and is a predicted model, not a curated record.
AUGUACCUGAUCACUGUGUUUGGAAACCUGCUCAUUAUCUUAGCCGUCAGUUCAGACCCCCACCUCCACACCCCCAUGUACUUCUUCCUCUCCAACCUGUCCUUUGUAGACAUUUGUUUCACCUCUACCACCAUCCCAAAGAUGCUGUGGAACAUCCAAACCCAGAAUAAAGCCAUAACCUACGAAGGCUGCAUCACACAGAUUUAUUUUUUCACACUCUCUGCAGUGUUGGACGUUUUUCUCCUGACCGUGAUGGCCUAUGACCGCUUUGUGGCCAUCUGCCACCCCCUACACUACACAGUCCUCAUGAACCCCCGGCUCUGUGCACUGCUGGUUCUAAUGUCCUGGGUCAUAUUUGUUUCCUUAUUUUAUUGUACAAUGCUAGGGGUGUACCUUAGCUCUGCUGGUACCCACAGCUCAAAAUCAAGUGCAACAGCCUCAGUGAUGUACACUGUGGUCACACCCAUGUUGAACCCCUUCAUCUACAGUCUGAGAAAUAAAGAUAUAAACAGAGCUCUGAAAGCAUUCUUUGUGAAGCAAAAUACAAAAUGA